Messenger RNA from Drosophila rhopaloa, 661 nucleotides. RefSeq names its product transmembrane protein 242. The transcript is spliced from 3 exons. The record is from RefSeq and is a predicted model, not a curated record. NCBI's taxonomy places the organism in Eukaryota, Metazoa, Arthropoda, Insecta, Diptera, Drosophilidae. The coding region runs from base 110 to 550 and encodes 146 amino acids.
GCUGGGAAAUUGCGGCCGGUCAAGUCAAGAGCGGUCAAUCAGCUGUGCGUUUAGAUUUGGUUAAUUACGACAAUACAUCGCAGUAGCAGCGCAGAAAAGCAGUGGAACGAUGAGCGAGGCCGGCACCAACGUGGAUGCAGUGGCGGCCGAGAAGGAGCGCAAGUUUCGCAUCCAGGCCGGCGCCUUUCUGGGCUUAGUGGGUGGCGUAUCCGCUCUGUUUGGAUUCUCCCGCACGCUGGCCACCGCGAAGAAGACGGACAGCAAGGUCCUCCAGCAGGCUGGAACGCGGCAAGGAAUGAUAUUGAUGGACGAGGGCGCCACCUUGGCCCUGCGGGCCUUGGGAUGGGGCACUCUGUAUGCCGUCAUGGGCACCGGCGCCUUCUGCUACGGCUUCUGGAAGCUGUCCGGAGCCAAAGACUUCCCGGAGUUUCGCCUCAAGAUGGGCAACGCACUGCCAAGAAUCACCAAGGACGAACCGCCUGCCAGCCGCACAGACUUUGAGAGCCUCACAGACCUCAUGAAGUACCUGGCCGCCUGGAACAAAGAAUGAGCAGCUCACAACCACACAAUUUAAAUUAAACCUAACGCCUAAGUAGACAAUAACAUAAACCAAAACCGUUGUUAACUUGAGUUUAUAUACAGGCAAAUAUUUUCUUUUCAA